AUGGGGGCGCCAAACAAACAAGAUGACCUAUGUAAUUUGGCAUUGUAUUUCAUGGAUAAUAUAUUGCUCGAAGCAUCCAUUUUAGAAAUAGUAUCAAACAACAGCACAGUCAAUGAUAUCGAGCAUUUACUCCACUUGGUUCACCACAGUAUGUGUAUUUCAUCUGCUGGAGUUGCAUCCGGUAGUGACACAAAUGGAAAAGAGAAUGAAUGGAAGUUCAUAAAUUCUAUCACAAAGCUCCAGGAGUUUGGAGUUGAAUUGAAGGCGACUGGAGAAAGUCGGAGUUUGUUUGAUGGAAAUUCCCGAACCGAAAAUUACUGA
Molecule: messenger RNA, 321 nt
Organism: Ilex paraguariensis (yerba mate)
Lineage: Eukaryota; Viridiplantae; Streptophyta; Magnoliopsida; Aquifoliales; Aquifoliaceae
Source: the annotation of a GenBank genome assembly